AUGUUCCUUCUCCUCGCAGGGCUUCUAAGCCAAGCGGCAGCGGGUGCGAUACAUCUUCCGCGCCAACAGCCCGUAGCUGAUGUUGAGGUUGAACUGAAGUGGCUUGGAGGCACGUCUCCCCAGUACAAUCUGGGCACGACGUUUGGCCUACCAUGGCCCAAAGGUCAAUAUUCCUCCAACGACACCCACUUCACCAUAUCCAAUGGAGAGCAACAGGCUUCCUUACAGUCUUGGGUGACUGCAUACUGGCCAGACAACUCGAUCAAAUGGACGGGUCAUGCCUUGCCUGCGACGGACUCGGCGGCUACCGCCUACACAGUGUCACCAGUUACUGGCGAUGCUCCGGUGCCCCAAGGCAGCAAGCUCUCAGUAGUAGAAUCCGAGGAUUUUAUUGAGGUCAACACGGGAAAGAUUAUUGUCAAGUUCGCGAAGAAUGGUCACGACCUUAUCUCUUCAAUUCAGAUGGUAGAGGGCCAGGCGACUGUCGUCGAAUACCUUGACUUCGAGGGCGAUAUUGAGUCGGUUGCCGUCUCGGAAGACAACAUUUCCCGCGUCCUCGUAACCGUCCGCGGAAGUCAUAAGCUAGUGGGGUCUGGUGAGCAUGAGGCAUGGCUCCCGUUCGUCGUUCGCUUCUACCUUUACGCCGAAUCCGAGGCGAUCAAGGUUAUGCAUAGUAUCACUUUUGAUGGAAACCCGCAAACCGACUUUGUCACUGGAAUCGGAUUGCGAUUUGACGUGCCCCUCAAGGGUGAAGAGCUGUACAACCGACACAUCAGACUUGCUGGGGUAGACGGCGGCAUAUUCAAUGAGGCUAUCCAAGGAAUCACAGGCCUCCGCCGUGACCCAGGGCAGGAGGUUCGCACAAAGCAAUAUGAAGGCGAGGCCACACCACCAGUUAGCUCGUGGGACACCCGCGUGAGCACUAGGUUGAAAUGGAUACCUGCGUGGAGUGACUACCGACUAAGCCAGCUCUCCCCAGAUGGUUUCACACUUCAAAAGCGGACGAAGGCUGGCCAAAGCUGGGUCAAGAUUCCAGCCGGAACCCGGGCUGGUGGGUUGGCUUACCUGGGUGGCGCCACGCAAGGCGGCCUUGGUAUGGGCAUGAAGGACUUUUGGAAGAGAUAUCCAACUGGCCUCGACGUCAACGAUGCUGCCACCGACACUGGGGUGAUGACAUUGUGGUUGUACAGCCCCGAGGCGCCACCGAUGGAUCUGCGGCCGUAUCACGAUGGUCUUGUCUUAACUCCCGACCCCUCUCGGGUCCUCAGUACCCAAGCCCUUGGUACUUAUUGGGAUGCACCAAACAAUACCACCCAAGGCUCUGCAACCAUUGAAAAGAACCUAGACUUCCUUGCCAAAUUUUACCAGGAUCAAGUGGAGCAAAGAAGGUGGUACGGCUUCUGGGACCAUGGCGACUUCAUGCAUACAUACGACUCAGACAGGCACACCUGGCGCUAUGAUGUUGGUGGCUAUGCAUGGGACAACUCUGAGCUCUCCCCUGACAUCUUCUUCUGGCUAUAUUUCCUCCGAACUGGCCGCGAAGAUGUAUACCGCUUUGCAGAAGCAUUGACACGCCACACUGGGGAAGUCGACGUGUAUCAUAUCGGCGAGUGGAAGGGUUUGGGGACCCGGCACGGAGUGCAGCACUGGGCGGACAGCGCCAAGCAGGGCCGCAUUUCAACGCCGCAAUAUCGCAAGAUAUUCUACUAUCUGUCCGGCGGAGAUGAGAGGAUCGGCGAGCUGAUGAGCGAGAUUCUGGACAUGGACCAAACUUUCUGGACCCUUGACGCACGUAGAAAAGUGCGAGUGGACGGAUUUCUGCCUGCACCCGGCGAGCCCGCAGACAUCGGAUUAGGCACAGACUGGUCAGCCUUGGCAGCAGCUUGGUUGAUCGAGAUCGAGCGACACGGCCCUCGCAUGGAGGAGGCUGACAUGAAGCUUAUCAAUACGAUGGCGGGCAUCGGGAAAUUGAAGAACGGGUUCGUCACCGGAUCCGGCUUAUACAACCCCGACGAUGGGACGCUGGCACCGCCACCUUCAGAUCCAGGAAAUAACGGUGUCGUGUCAGUCUCUCACUUAUCUGCCAUGUUCGGCUUGGUAGAGGUGACUGCAGAGCUGAUCGACCACUACGGGGAUCUCCUGCCAGAAGGAUUUGAGGAUGCCUGGCUAGAUUACUGCUAUUACUACGGGGCUAGCUCCCAGGAACAGGCAAGCCGUUACGGUACGGCGUUCACCGGCCUCAAUCUCUAUCAGGGGCACUCUCGCUUGACGGCCUAUGCCGCAAAGAGGAGGGGUGAUGCAGCACUGGCAAAGAGAGCCUGGGAUGCGUUCUAUAAUACGGAUGGGAUGACGGAGUCGGCUCGGUGGAAGGCGACGGUGUAUGUUGGCGGGCUAGCGCCUGUUGCAACAUCAACACACGUCUACGAUGCCUUCAUCCCUUUCGGCGAGAUUGUCGACGUCCAGGUGCCAAAGAAUGAUAAGCCGGAUGCUGCUGAUCCUCACCGAGGGUUCGCCUACGUAGAAUUUGAGGACCCAGAUGACGCCAAAGAGGCCAUUGACAACAUGGACCAGGCCGAUCGCAAGGCUAUCUGGGAACAGGAGAGUUGGCUGGCCGAGCAUGCAAUUGGGGAAGACGGUGUGGCGGCUGCAGAUGAGAAUAACGGCGAUGAUCCCAUGCAAGGCUUAGAAGGACUUGAUGUUGCAGGUCCCAAGCCUGAAUAA
Parascedosporium putredinis is the source of this 2721-nucleotide messenger RNA. The record is from the annotation of a GenBank genome assembly. NCBI's taxonomy places the organism in Eukaryota, Fungi, Ascomycota, Sordariomycetes, Microascales, Microascaceae.